AUGGUUUUUUGGCCAAAAUCCAAGAAACGAAUAAGCAAAGGACUGUUAGCCAUGGACCCUAUGCCAGUGAUCAAGCGCGACAACGCGCCGUCGACGAGCCAAGCGACGGCGAGCGCCGAAAAGCGCUUCCAGAAGGGCGACGCCAACGGCGUCGAUCGCUCCCAGCUCGACGACGACCUGCGGUGUCCCGUUUGCUCCGAGUUCUUCAUCGAAGCGCACACGCUCAACUGCUCGCACACCUUCUGCAAAUACUGCAUCGAUCGAUGGAGGGAAACGAACUUGGAGUGCCCCAUUUGCCGGGCCGAGAUCACCUGCCAAAUUCACACCUUGGCGCUGGACCAGGUGAUCGAGAAGCUACUGAAGAACAGACCUUCGGACCUGCAGGGCCAGAGGAAGGCGAUAAUCAAAGAGAGGGAGAAGGAGUCGAGCGCUAGGGAGCAGAUGGCCCAAAGGCCGGUGCAAGCGUACACGUGCAGCAUCCACAACAACAUGGGCGGCAUAAACAUCUGGGGCUCCAUUUUGGACGUGAUCAACGGGACCGACGACGACGAUUUGGACGACGCCGACGCCGGUUGGAUAUCGUACGACCACGGCGGGAGCAGCACCGACGAGUACGAGGAGUACUGCGUUUAUACCGGUCCGAAUUAUUAUUGA
Messenger RNA from Phyllotreta striolata, 654 nucleotides. The record is from the annotation of a GenBank genome assembly. NCBI's taxonomy places the organism in Eukaryota, Metazoa, Arthropoda, Insecta, Coleoptera, Chrysomelidae.